GUAGCUCUGAGGCUAGUGAACGCAGAACAUAUGAUGGCGGAUUCUCCUUACGCAUUGAAUAACUCACUGAGGCUUCAGUCGGCUCCAGAUGUCACGAAGUUCGAUGCGGAGCUUCCGCCUUCCAACCAGAAAGUUCCACGUAAACGUUCAAAACUCGCGUUGGAUGCGUUAAAUUUGCCUGGGUUGGAAACUUACUCCAUUCGACUACCCACAACUCGCUUGUCAGAUGUUGCAGCCACCACACCAAAAUCACUCAGGCGUCAGCUAAAGUGCUUUCUCCGCACCCACCUCUGUAACACAUUUCACCUCCCUAUUUGGCCGUCCAUUCUGAUAAACGGCCCCCCAUUUUGUGGCAAGACACUUUUGCUGGAGGCCGUAUGUGGAACUCUGGGUGCAAAACUCAUGACUGUGUCAAUCGGGACGGUACCGGCCAACAUGCGUGCUUGGAUCGAUAUAUUCACUCAGGCCAAAAACAACGCACCCUGCGUAUUGCACCUGGACGAUAUUGAGGGAAUGGAAAAGCACACAACUCCUGCAGGAACCUUCCGGAUUACAUGUCUUCUGAAAAGUCAGCUGCUACGAGACUUGAUCGGUUCUGGCGUUGCUGUUGUUGGUGAAACAAGAUCGCUUCUAGCCAGCUUACCGCAAUCGGUUGUCGAUUUGUUCACUCAGCGACUAACCUUUGGGAUGUUGUCGGAGGAGUAUCGUCUCGGCAUUUUCAAACAGUAUCUUCUUGAUGACGUGGGUGACGAGUUUGUAAUAUCAACUUCUCCUCAGUCCGACCGCAUGCAGCUAUCCGAAGGUCUCACGUGCCUAGAACUGGCCCGUCGUACUCCGGGGUACGAAGCCGGUGAUAUCAUUCGUCUUAUUGGUCAGCUACACAUGAGCGGGACACUGAAAUUAGCCGAAGGCGAACUUCAAGCGGUAGACAGUGAUAUGGAAGAAAGUGACAAGGUGGAACCUUCAGCAAGACGGCCAAGUUUUGCCUUCGACCCGGAUGCUCUGAUGUCCGAUGAAUCCAUGGAUUCUAAGGGCGUGUCAUCAAGUUCGAUUGUCAUCACACGUGCGUUGGUCGACGAAGCUUUGUCACUAGUAGUUCCUGCAGUGAAAAAUACCGCGGAGUUCGUCACCAUUCCAGAUGUAAAUUGGACAGAUGUGGGUGGCCUGGACUCAACCAAGACGCAAUUGUACAACCGGUUUAUGCUUCUUGUGGACGAUUGGAAACGAGCUCAAGCGUUGGGUCGCCGUUCAGGUGGCGUGCUACUUGAAGGCCCUCCGGGUUGUGGGAAAACCCUUGUUGCGAAAGCCCUUUCCAAUCAGGCUGGCCUGAAUUUUCUGUCCGUUAAGGGACCAGAGGUCCUGAAUAAAUUUCAGGGUGAGAGUGAACGGCGGGUGCGUGAAAUAUUCGAACGUGCUCGCGCUUGCCAACCUUGCCUGAUUUUCUUUGACGAAAUCGAUGCUAUAUGCCCCAAGCGUGAUAGUGACGAAUCUACGGGUAGUCGCGUCAGUCUGGUGAACCAGUUACUGGUAGAGCUUGAUGGUGUGGAUAAGCAUCGUUCCGCCCGCGUGUUCGUCGUUGGUGCCACCAAUCGGAAGGACAUGAUUGAUCCUGCGGUUCUCCGUCCCGGGCGUCUGGGUUUACACUUGGUAAUCAAUCCACCGCAGACUCCAAACGAAAGGCUAGCGGUACUCAGCGCGUGCACACGUGGUGCCACGGUUCCUCGAAUCGAGGGCGGCAUAACAUCCCUAGAUGAGUUGGCUAAAGAUCCGCGCACUGAGAAUAUGAGUGGAGCAGACUUGGACAACGUGCUAGAACUUGCCAAACAGAAUGCACAGCUGGACAGACAGGAUUUCAUUUCUCGGACGCACUUGUUUGCUGCCCUUGCUGAGUUGUUUUUAUUCACCUGCCUUCUAAUUCACGUGUGGACAUGGUGGCUGAAAUCAAGGAGAGCCACAAGAAACCACAUCAAAGGUCCAGUGCUGCUUGUCACGGCACAUCCGGAUGACGAGACAAUGUUUUUCUCUCCCAUACUUCUUUGGCUUAAAAAGGUGAAUGUCCCUGUGGAUUUGCUUUGUUUCUCUGCGGGGAACUAUGAAGGACUUGGUGCCAUUCGUGCAAAUGAGCUGCGCCAAGCGGCCAAAUGCUUCGGUAUUCGCAACCUACGCUUGAUAGAUUCUCCAACAAUAUUUCCGGAUAGCCCCAGUGUGGAUUGGUGCCCGAAAUCUAUUUUGGAGGAAGUUGGGCGGACUUGUGAACAGUGGGGUUCGAGAACACUAAUAACAUUCGACGAGUAUGGGGUUAGUUCGCAUCCCAACCAUCGUGCAAUAUCCUUGGCGUUGAGAACUCUCACCCAAGGCCAACUUCCACCCUGCCUCUGGCUACAAUCUGUUCAUGUCUUUCGAAAAUAUUGUUGGAUAAUCGAUACUUUAUAUACAUCACUAGUGCAGCCGGAAAAUUGUCUUAUUUUUUACGUUCCUUUGAGUUCCCUUGUAACCGCUUACACCACAAUGUUUGUUCAUCGGUCACAAUUAGUGUGGUAUCGUUGGCUGUAUAUCCUGUUCUCAGUGUACAUGUACAAAAAUACUCUUGUGAAAGCGUAG
Molecule: messenger RNA, 2601 nt
Organism: Opisthorchis viverrini
Lineage: Eukaryota; Metazoa; Platyhelminthes; Trematoda; Opisthorchiida; Opisthorchiidae
Exons: 12
Coding region: 31-2601 (856 amino acids)
Biological process (GO): ribosome biogenesis
Cellular component (GO): nucleus
Molecular function (GO): RNA binding; ATP binding; preribosome binding
Source: RefSeq, a predicted model, not a curated record